AUGUUUCGUCAACGUUUACUUUCAACAGAUGUUCUACCUCAUGAUUCCACUGAUACUUCAAGUGCAUCACCUAUUCUACCACAUCAUCCACGAUAUAGACACAACGUUGCUCACGUAUCGAUACAAACAUUGGAGACCAUGAAUAUUAGUACUAGUAAUUUAUUCGACUCAACCAAACAAAAAGAAGAACAGCAAGAAUGGCUACCGAUACCAUUUCCUGAGAAUCCUUCACGUUUGUGUCAAUUACGUCUUGCAACAAUUCAAACAACUGUUCAGCAAUUAUUUCUUCCUUUUUUUCCUGUUUGCAAUAAUAACAAUGAAUUUUAUCCACUUUUAGCUAAUACACCCAUAAAAGAAUUAUCUACGGUCGAACAACGUGUUCGACGAGCACAUCGUUUUGAGGAAAAGUAUGCUUCGUUGUUACUGCAAUUUGAUGUCAAACUCCAAUUAGAUUUACAACAAUGGUUAGAUUUCUAUGGUCGCCAAUGGAAUGUUCAUCAAACCGUGUUAACGAUUAAUUUAAAUCGAUUAUAUCAUCUACUUUCUCGAUUUACAUUACACGAUUAUUUUAUAAAAGUUCAACAAAAAUCCUAUCAAUUAUCUAUGGAAGAAUGGUUUCUUGUUUUAGAAUAUUAUUUACAAAUGGAUGCUUCCUGUUUCUAUAUGAAGACAUGUAAUUUUUAUAACGCUAAACCACAAUGGGACUAUAUUGGUAUAUUUCCUUAUGGUACACCAAGAGCUCACUAUGGUAUGAAACAAUGUAAAGAUAAAAGUUGCCGUUUCUGUUAUGAACGUCUGGACUUAACGAAUCGAUUUGAACGAGCAAUGCAUUUUUCUAACAAACAAGUUCACUGUUUUCUUAAUCAGUAUAGAGUUUAUUUGAAUUGUGAUGUGACUUGUACCACAUCAAAUGUGAUCUAUGCUUUGACAUGUCCUUGCCAUCGUUAUGAUUAUAUUGGUCGAUGUCAUGUUGCAUUUCGUGAACGAAUGAGAAAACAUCGUACGUAUGGAUGUCGAUUGAUUAGCAAUUUUUUCAUUGGAAAAAUUAAUGCUAAUCGUUUACAAGAUGAUCGCGAAUCAGAUCCAUUGAUUUCUGAUUGUCAAAGAAAGUUAUAUGAGCAUUCUACGCAAUGUUCUGUGCCUUUGCAACUCUUCUUACAAUGUCAUCCUGAAUAUUGGUGUUUUGUACCAAUGACUCAUGAACAAGCUCGAAUCGAUAAUGUUAAUCUAACUUCUGCAAAAAGACAACUCUUGGUGAAUUAUCAAGAUUCACUUUUCAUAGAAAGAGAAAUUAAUCGAUAUGAGCGAACAAUGCCCUUAGUUCGAUGGUGUGUUAAUCAUGUACCAUUACCUCCAUCAAAUUAUCAAUUUUCUUUGCUACAAAUACUUGAACAAUAUGAAUUUUUUCACAAGAAAUCCGAGGUUUCUGUAACCCGAUUUCUCGAUCUUUACAAUGCUGUUAUUGUUAUUGCUUUACCUGAAAAUGCUUCGGAUGCAUUGCGCCAUACAGUAGAAGCUUUAUUGGUCAUGUAUGCAGAACCAAAAUUGGUGAUUACGACUAGUGAUGUGGAUCAAGAAUUGAAAUCUGAUGAUAGUACAACUGAAGGAUAUUGGUGUGAAAAUUUACUUCAUCCUCGUCUAUUAGCAAAGCAAACAUCGAAGAAUACAUAA
Rotaria sordida is the source of this 1671-nucleotide messenger RNA. NCBI's taxonomy places the organism in Eukaryota, Metazoa, Rotifera, Eurotatoria, Philodinida, Philodinidae. The record is from the annotation of a GenBank genome assembly.